Messenger RNA from Cucurbita pepo subsp. pepo (vegetable marrow), 1770 nucleotides. RefSeq names its product thiamine diphosphate-binding fold (THDP-binding) superfamily protein. Gene Ontology annotation, cellular component: oxoglutarate dehydrogenase complex. Gene Ontology annotation, molecular function: oxidoreductase activity, acting on the aldehyde or oxo group of donors, disulfide as acceptor. Lineage: Eukaryota; Viridiplantae; Streptophyta; Magnoliopsida; Cucurbitales; Cucurbitaceae. The record is from RefSeq and is a predicted model, not a curated record. Gene Ontology annotation, biological process: branched-chain amino acid catabolic process.
UUGUAUAAAGAAGAAUGCCUCUUUUUUCUCAGACGGAUAUGGAUGAGUGCCAACAAGUUCGUGCGAUGGCUACUUAUCCGAUUGACAGUGGAAUCUUAAAUUAGAUAAGAAUUCGUUUAAUGGAAUUGGCGAAAUCUGUCCAAGCGCAACAAGCUUGUCAAUGUCCCUCUGACCCUUAAUCUAUAUUACGAAACCCAACGACCCAAUUCUUCUGCGCGGUGUUCAAGACUCGAUCUGAAGCAUUCUCCGUCCAGCGAUGGCGUUUCAUGUGAGAAAAGCAACGAAGAUCAUCCCCCAUUUUAGAAACGGGAUGCGGUUCUUGGGUUCGCUUCGUGAAACUCCAUUUGCAGUUCAUAAGAUCGGAAACAAAGUUUUGGGGUUCGAAAAUAUGCUUAACCAUUUGUCUGCUCAUCGUUUCAAAUCGACGAAAGUGGAGAAACAAAUAGAUUCUGUCAACGAUGAUCGUGACAAUCAGGUUUUGAACUUUCCAGGAGGAAAGGUUAAAUUUACUCCUCAAUUGAGUUUUGUCCCUGAGCGCGAGGAGGAGCGGGUACCCUGCUUUCGUGUUCUUGAUGACAACGGCCAGCCUAGUAUGUUCAGUAAUUUUACACAGGUGAGCAAGGAGAUUGCUAUGAAGAUGUAUAAUGACAUGGUUACUCUUCAAACAAUGGACACUAUCUUUUAUGAAGCGCAAAGGCAAGGAAGAAUUUCCUUCUAUGUGACCUCCCUUGGAGAAGAAGCAAUCAACAUUGCUUCUGCUGCAGCAUUGUCAUUGGAUGACCUCAUUGUUCCACAGUACAGGGAGGCAGGAGUACUUGUAUGGCGCGGUUUUACUCUGAAAGAAUUUGCAAGCCAGUGCUUCGGAAACAAAUAUGAUUAUUGUAAAGGGAGGCAGAUGCCUGUCCAUUACGGGUCGAAGAGACACAAUUACUUUACUGUAGCAUCAACGAUCGCUUCUCAAAUCCCCCAUGCCGUUGGUGCUGCAUAUUCAAUGAAGAUGGAAAAAAGAGAUGCUUGUGCAGUCACUUAUUUUGGAGAUGGAGGAACGAGCGAGGGAGAUUUCCACGCAGCUUUAAAUUUUGCAGCAGUUUUGGAGGUGCCUGUGAUUUUUAUUUGCCGGAACAAUGGAUGGGCAAUCAGUACUCCCAUUUCAGACCAGUUUCGAAGUGAUGGGGUGGUUGUAAAAGGUCGGGCUUAUGGAGUUCGCAGUAUCCGUGUAGAUGGCAAUGAUGCACUUGCUGUAUAUAAUACAGUUCGAGCUGCUCGAAAAAUGGCAAUUCAAGAACAAAGGCCGAUUUUAAUUGAGGCUCUCACAUAUAGAGUUGGACACCACACGACAUCAGAUGACUCGACCAGGUAUCGUCCGGUGGAGGAAAUGGAGUGGUGGAGGGUUGCAAAGGACCCUGUCUCCAGAUUUAGGAAAUGGAUUGAAAGCAAUGGUUGGUGGAGUGAUGAGGCCGAAGCAGAGCUUAGAAGUAGCCUAAGAAAACAGCUAUUAGAGGAAAUUCAGUUGGCAGAGAGAUCCGAGAAGCCACCUGUGGCAGAUGCUUUCACAGAUGUGUAUGAUGUUCCUCCCUCCAACCUCGAAGAGCAAGAGAGAUGGUUAAGAAAAACAAUCAAAACACACCCACAAGAUUACCCAUCUGACUUUCCACUGUUGUAACCUGUCUUUAGGUUUUGAAACACUCUGAGAAAUAUGUGAAUUGGUGGCAGUGUCUAUGAAUAAAAGGACAUAAAGGCACCCUGAUGAAAUAAAGCAAGUCUUCCUUA